Messenger RNA from Ostreococcus lucimarinus CCE9901, 1797 nucleotides. RefSeq names its product SulP family transporter: sulfate; sulfate transporter of the Major Facilitator Superfamily (MFS) (gene SUT1). The coding region runs from base 246 to 1775 and encodes 509 amino acids. Lineage: Eukaryota; Viridiplantae; Chlorophyta; Mamiellophyceae; Mamiellales; Bathycoccaceae. The transcript has a single exon. The record is from RefSeq and is a predicted model, not a curated record. Gene Ontology annotation, cellular component: membrane.
CGACGACGGCGACGACGACGACGGCGACGGCGGCGGCGACGGCGACGCGUCGCGUCGCGCGCGCGCGAACGGCGACGCGCGUCGUCGUCGGCGGGCGCGACCGACGGUUGGGCGCGACGCGCGCGACGGCGCCGGCGCGCGCGACGGCGACGGCGCGCGCGACGGCGCGCGACGGACGCGAGAUCGCGGACGUCGCGCGCGAGGCGGCGACGCAGGCGCUGAGCGGGAUCACGGUGUCGCUGGCGAUGGUGCCGGAAUCGCUGGCGUUCACGUUCGUCGCGGGGACGACGCCGAUCGUCGGCUUGCACGCGGCGGCGCUGAUGGGGCUGUGCACGGCGGCGCUGGGCGCGCAGCCGGGGGUGAUCUCGGGCGCGGCGGGAGCGACGGCGGUGGUGAUCGCGCCGCUCGUGGCGUCGCACGGGGUGGAGUACUUGUUCGCGUGCGUGGCGCUCGCGGGCGCGGCGCAGGCGGCGUGCGGCGCGCUGCGGUUGGGGAAAUUCAUCAGGCUCGUGCCGCAGCCGUGCAUGAUCGGAUUCGUCAAUGGAUUGGCGAUCGUGAUCGGGAAGUCGCAGCUGGAGACGUUCGUCGGGCUGACGGGGACGACGCUCGCGACGACGAUCGGGCUCACGGCGUUUACGAUGGCGCUCAUCAAACUGCUGCCGAGGGCGUCGUUCGCGCCCAAGGGUGUUCCGGCGCCGUUGUUGGCCAUCGCGUCGUGCGCGACGCUGACGAAUGUGAUGAAAAUCGCGACGAAGACGGUGGGCGACGUCGCGCCCGUGAGCGGGGCGUUGCCGUCGUUUCACAUUCCAAACGUUCCGGCGAGCUUGGAAACGCUCGCCGUCAUCGCGCCUUACGCGUUAUCCGUCGCCGCGGUGGGCUUGAUCGAGACCUUGCUCACCCAACAACUCGUAGAUGACAUCACCGAGCGACGGACGGCGACGCACACCGAGUGCAUCGCGCAAGGCGUUGGAAAUAUGGUGAACGGCGCGUUCGGGGCGAUGGGCGGGUGCGCCAUGAUCGGGCAGUCGAUGAUCAACGUCAAUUCCGGUGGUCGCACGCGCGUGGCCGGGAUCACGUGCGCGCUCGCGAUUUUAAGUUACGUCACCUUUGGCGCUUCGUUCAUCGAACGCAUUCCCAUGGCCGCUUUAACGGGGACGAUGUUAUGCUUGGUUUUCGAUAUUUUCGAUUGGACGUCGUUUUCGCGAGUGAAAAAGAUUCCCAAGACCGACGCCGUCGUUUUGCUGCUCGUCACCGGCGUCACAGUGGUGACAAACUUGGCGGUCGCCGUGUUCGCUGGCGUCGUCUUGUCCGCGCUCGGUUUCGCUUGGAAAUCUUCUCAGCGCAUCGACGUCGUGCGCUCGCGAACGAGUUCCUCCGAGACGCUGUGCGAGUUGUACGGACCGCUCUUUUUCGGUUCGGUGCAAAGCUUCGCGGACAAGCUCGAUCCGCGCGACGAGGAACUCGAUCGAGUGGUGCUAGACUUCGCCCAUAGCAAAGUGUGGGAUUCUUCUGCGCUCGUCGCCAUCGAUGAGUUGGCGGAAAAGUACCGAAACUGCGGUAAGACGCUCACGCUCCGUCACUUGUCGCCGGAUUGCGCAAAAUUGCUGAAGAAGGGAGGCGACUUGGUCGAAGUCGACGUCGACACGGAUCCCGUGUACGCGGUCGCGGCGAAUUUGGACGCAGAGACGCUGUCCGCCGUCACGAAGACGUUGGGUGGACGGAAAGGACUUUCGCUGGCGGAGGAAAAUGCGUUGAAGCGACAGUAUUUGCGUUGAUGAUCUUGCCUAUCUAUUGUAC